AUGCUUCCACACUCGUACACCGUCGAUUCGCUCUCGCAAUCUCAAGACCUAGCUUCGGCUAUACUCGCAGCUUCGACGCCGUCGAAUAUCUCCGCUGCUUGUUCUUCCGUGGAAUCGUUUCUCCAGUCGCAUACGCCUGAUCAGUGUCGCCAUUUCUUCUCUAUUACCUUUCCGAUCUUAAUCUGCAAGCUAUUCGGCUUCGGCGAUGCAACCGCUGGAUCUCCGGCACAGUCUUCGUUGCCGACGAACGGUUGGAUCGAUGUAAUAUCUGGGGCUAACGAUUUGGGUUUAGCGGAAAGAGUUUUCUCUCUCCUCUCCCCCAGUGGAAUACUCAUGAGCUCGAUUUUUGCUGUUGACAAAUUAUCUCUUGUUAAGUACGUUUUUCCGACUGAACGUCUACCGGAGUAUGCUCGAUUCAUGCUCUCUAGCGAGAAGGAUCGAUGUGCGUUGUCUAAUCUAUGCCCCUUUUUGAAAGGUAAAAUCGAAGAGGAUUCACUUCGAGGUUCAUCUUAUGAAGUUCGUCUUAAUGUUUUUGAGUAUUACAUGUUUUGGGUCUCUUAUUAUCCGGUUUGUAGAGGAAACAACGAGAAUUCUGCUGUGAUUCCUAUACAAAAGAGAAAGAUGUUUAGGCUAGAUAAUUGGACACUUAUCAAAGGUUUUCCAGGGAGUAACAAACGUGAUUCAGAUCAGAAAUUGGAGUGUAAUCUCUACAUGAGGAUUUUUUACUCUUAUCUGAAAGAAUUUGUUCCUGUUCUUGACUUAAACGCACACCAGCCUUAUCGUAGCUCUCUUUUGCAUUAUGGAAAUGGAUUUGAUGGGUCAGUGAUGACAAGAGCUGAGUUCUUGGUGAAUGUUUUUGUGCAUUAUUGGCUUGUUGAAAAUGACUUCUCACCGUUUCCUGUUGUUACGGCUAAAUCUUUUGGUAUGGCUCCUCCUUUCCGUUCUGCUGUGGAGGAAAUUCCACCUACUUGUGGGUUAGAAGAAGUAGUAAAGUUGCUUGUGAAGUAUCUGAAUCUGAGCUGGGUUACAAGUGGUGUUGGGAGUGAAAACUACGUUGAGUAUGGAGAUAGUCCACGGUGGAAGACACCGACUUCAGGAUCAGCAUUCCAUGUCGCUAAUUUAAGCCUCAGGCCGCUCACUUCUUGGAAUACCCAUUUACAGAGGCCGCUUUAUCGAUAUAUAUUGAGGAGCUUCUUGUUCUGUCCCAUAGGAAGCUCUAUUAAGAAUGCAUCUCAGGUGUUGUCCAUCUGGGUUAUGUACCUGGAACCAUGGGUGACCAGUUUGGAUGAUUUCUCAGAUCUCGAAGCUGCUUUAAAUGGAUCUGAAAAGGUUGCGAAAAAGGAAGAAUCUUACGAAUCACGUGUAUGUGGAUACACAUCUUUGUGGCAGAGCUAUGUGAUAUCCAAUUAUCUCUACUACAGCUCUCUGGUUAUGCAUUUUAUUGGCUUUGCGCACAAAUUCCUUCACACAGAUCCAGAAAUAAUAACUCAGAUGGUUCUGAAGGUGAUGAGUAUAUUGACAUCGUCAAGAGAGCUUUUGGUUUUAAUGAAGAAUAUUGACAAAGCCUUUCACUCUAAACAAACUGGACCAGGAAACUCAACAGUGAACGAAUUGUCUAGAUUUGUUCCCUCUAUCCGUGAGCAGCUGAAGGACUGGGAAGAUGGUCUGUGUGAGAGCAAUGCUGAUGGGUCAUUCUUGCAUGAAAACUGGAACAAAGACUUGAAACUCUUUAGUGAUAGUGAAGAUGGUGGACAACAACUGCUUCAGCUAUUCAUACUGCGAGCUGAAGCCGAACUGCAAGCUGUGUCAGAGAAAAACCUCUCGGAGGCCCUAAAGUGUGUAGAUUCAUUAAAAGCAGUGGUCUCAAACUUCUUUGGCGGGCAUGUCAUAAAACCAAUCUCUUUCUCCCUAGAGCUGGACCACCCCCAUAAAAACCGUGAUGAGCUGUUCAAGCCACGUGGUGCUGGGAACCAAAUAGCAGGCAGUGUGAAGUACAAAGGGGACUGGAUGACUCGUCCGAUAUCAGAAGACGAGGUUGCAUGGAUGGCUAAGCUCCUAAUCAACAUCUCUAUCUGGCUCAAUGACCGUCUCGGGCUAAACCAACCUGAGACCUACAAUGACAAGAAGGAGAAUUCAGAGUCGGUUUCAUACGUAGACGUAUCAGAAGAAGAUGCAAGAAACGUUGCUGGACCAGGAGAUGCUGCGAGGAUGAUGUUGCGCGGGAUGGUGAUGAUAAUGUUGAAGUCAGAGGAGAAAGUCAUUGCUAAGCCUGGUUCCAUGUGCUACAUGUCUGGGUCCGUCGAGAUGGAAAAUACAUAUACUCCUGAACAAGAAGUUGGAGUCUUGCAGUGGAUUUUGGGCAAGAGUGUAAGCAGCGUAGUUCUACGGAAUACAGGGCAAAAUGAUGGAUUUGUGGGUAUUGCUGCACCUUAUUUGGCUAGGAUUCUCCCGAUCGAUCUGGCAAUGUUUGGAGGUGAGAUCUUAUGCCAGGCAGAUGCAUUCCUUUGUUCUGUCAAUGAUGUGAAGGUUGUCAAUUCCGUUGACCAGAGGGCAAGAAACAUUGUUGCGGCUGCCGCUGGUGCAGAGGGAUUUCUGAGACAACGCCUAUCUGGACAAGGUCUUGCUUUUAUUCUCGCAGGUGGCUCAGUUGUACAAAAAAAUCUGGAGGUGGGAGAAGUUCUCAUGAUUGACGUGUCUUGCAUCGCUGCUCUCACACCCUCAAUCGAUGUCCAAAUCAAAUACAAUGCUCCUUUGAGACGAGCUGUAUUCGGGGGUGAUAAUGUAGUAAUGGCGACUCUAACGGGACCAGGCGUCGUCUUUAUCCAAAGUUUACCCUUUCAUCGGCUUUCGCAGCGUAUCGCAAGGUCGGUGACGUCACCAAACAUGAGGGAAAAUCCAAGAUUGUUGAUACAGAUAGCGAUAUUUGCGUUCCUUGCAUACGCUGUGAUUCUAUCUUCGUUGAUGUUAACCGAAGUUUGA
Messenger RNA from Arabis nemorensis, 2979 nucleotides. Lineage: Eukaryota; Viridiplantae; Streptophyta; Magnoliopsida; Brassicales; Brassicaceae. The record is from the annotation of a GenBank genome assembly.